This is a messenger RNA of Neltuma alba, 1054 nucleotides long. RefSeq lists its product as uncharacterized. The record is from RefSeq and is a predicted model, not a curated record. Lineage: Eukaryota; Viridiplantae; Streptophyta; Magnoliopsida; Fabales; Fabaceae. The transcript is spliced from 2 exons. Bases 1 to 933 code for a protein of 310 amino acids.
AUGUCAGAAAAAUCUGGAAAGUUAGAUAAGCAUGUGUGGACACCCGAAGAGGAUGAGCUACUAAUUCAUUGCAUGAUGAUAUUGCAUGCCAAGGGUGAACUUAUGUGUGAGAAUGGUUUGAGGUCUGGUGUGUUGAACACUUUGAAAGAUAUGAUGUAUGAUUUAAUACCAGGAUGUUCUCUUAAGGCCCAUCCUCACAUACAGUCUAGGAUUAAGAAGCUAAAAACUGACUAUGGUGUGGUUUCUGACCUCCUCAAUUUAUCUGGAUUUGGUUGGAAUGCUGAGAGGAAAUGUGUGACAGCUCCUAAGGCAGUAUGGGAUGAGUAUGUAAAGGCGCACAAGGAGGCAGCUAAGUUCUGGAACAAGUCUUUCUCUUAUUAUGAUGAGCUUCAUGACAUGUUUGGCAAGGACAGGGCAACCGGCAAGGAUGCUCAAACAUGUGAAGAUGUCCUUGAGGAGCUUCAAGAUCAGACUAGUUUGGACAAUUCAAUGCUUGAGGCUGACCCAGAUGCUAAUAUGGAUAUAUCACAUGUCAACACUUCACAUCCGGAAGACACUUCACAUGUCAACAAUCAAACUAAGCACAUUUCAUCUGAUGCAAGUUCAGGGUCCAAAAAGCGAAAGCGCACAAGAGCUGAUCGUGAUGACAUCUUACUCAAAGGUAUUGAGGCAGUUGCUCAUUCAUUUUCUGAAAGUUUGAUGGAGGCAAGUGAUCGUUUGGGAAUGCGUCUGGAUAGGGUUGAACGUGAGAAACGUUUGGAUGGGAUGAAGGAGUCACUCUAUGGUGAUCUUAUGAAGAUUGAAGGACUUUCACACAAAGAACGUAUGGCAGCUUAUGUCAAGAUGAUAUCUGAUGAGAGCAUACUGAUUGGAUUUUUUGCCAUGUCUCAAGAGGGGAAAGUUCAUGUGAUCCGUGAAAUAAUAUCUCCAUGAACAAGCUGAUGAAUAUUUUGAUAUUUGUGUGAUUGAAGUUGGGAUAUUUUCAUGAAUUCUUUUCAUGAGAAACAUAGGAAUAUUUUGUUAGACUUGAAAUAUUUUGUUUCAAACAGAAAUA